This is a messenger RNA of Amphibalanus amphitrite, 3089 nucleotides long. RefSeq names its product transcription factor AP-2-epsilon-like. The coding region runs from base 493 to 1926 and encodes 477 amino acids. Gene Ontology annotation, biological process: anatomical structure development; regulation of cell population proliferation; regulation of transcription by RNA polymerase II. The transcript is spliced from 9 exons. Gene Ontology annotation, molecular function: DNA-binding transcription factor activity, RNA polymerase II-specific; RNA polymerase II transcription regulatory region sequence-specific DNA binding. Gene Ontology annotation, cellular component: nucleus. The record is from RefSeq and is a predicted model, not a curated record. Lineage: Eukaryota; Metazoa; Arthropoda; Thecostraca; Balanomorpha; Balanidae.
GAUUCCAGGCGAUAACUGGGCGGCGGGCGGGCGCCGAUGGCCGGGGGCUCAGAACAGUGCUCGUGCCCGCCGGCAGCGGUUUACUGACACGCAGUGGGGAUAGUUCGCCUCCAUUUGUCGUUAUUCCUGCGGCGAUAGCAUUUCCGUGGAGCCAGCGGCGGCCAGCCGGAGCGGCGGACGGGGGUCGGCGGGCGCGCGGCAGGUGCCGGUCUGGCUGGGGACGGGCGGCCGGACCCCGCGCUGACCGGCGGGCGCAUUCGUGAACAGGCCCCGCAGGCAAGAGGUCGCGUUGCCGGGGGCUCCGCCGCGGGCACCAGCUCUGGACACCAGCGGCUCGCAGCGCCGACCCAGCCGGCCUUGAGGGCACGUCACGGCCAGCCACCCUUCAAGGUCGACCUCGCAGCCCAGUGCGCGCCGCCAUUUUGAGGCGGCACCUGUGCGGCCGGCCGGCCAAGUCUGUUUACCUGCGCCGAGCCGCCAGCGGCGCGCGCGAUGGCCAGCCCGGCAGUCAGUGACGACAGCAGCUCUGCCGAGAAGAUGGUGCGUCCGGACGACACCGACGGCGACGCACUGGCGCCGGCCAAACUGCGCAACAACAACGAGGUGGCCUACGCGAUCAUCGACGGCCGCGUGACGCAGGUGCAGGUGACCACUGCCGUCGACCUGGCCGCCGCCGCCGCCGAGGUCGACGCCGACGACCUUCCCGUCGAUGUCGACGAGGAUAUGGACGGCGAGGAGCGAGACCAGGACGAGGACUCGAUGGAGGAGCGCGUGGGGUCGCACCCGUCCGGCAUGGGACCGAUCACCUCCCUGGCCGGCUCGCCGACAUUCAGCGGCACCGGACGGCUGAGUCACACACCAUCGACGGACUUCCAGCCGCCCUACUUCCCACCGCCGUACAACCCGACCGCCAGCGACCAGUUUCAGCUGCACCAUGUCAACCCCAGCGAGGUGGCCUAUCAGCUGGGCAACAGUCUCCAACACCAGGGCUACCCGGCGGCCCUCGGACGCAGGACCGACCCCGACUCCGUCUCCGUUAGCGCGGCCAACGCUCAUAUGUACGACACGUCUCGCUACAUGUCCCGGCCCGAGACAGUACUGAUGCGUGCCGGACACAUGCUAGCGGACGCCCAGGAAGCGAUCGUCAUCCCCAACCCGAUCCACACCAUGGACGACGGACAGGGAAUCGGCAUCGACAGCGAUUCAUUCCCAGGCCUGAAGCGGGAGAUGGCGCCUACGGAGGUAUUCUGUAGUGUGCCCGGCCGGCUCAGCCUGCUCAGUUCGACGUCCAAGUACAAGGUGACAGUGGGGGAGGUGCAGCGGCGGCUGGCGGCGCCGGAGUGUCUCAACGCCUCGCUGCUCGGCGGCGUCCUACGACGAGCCAAGUCAAAGAACGGCGGCCGAAUACUGAGGGAAAAACUAGAGAAGAUUGGCCUCAACCUGCCGGCCGGCAGGAGAAAAGCAGCAAACGUCACACUCCUCACCUCGUUGGUCGAAGGCGAGGCGAUCCACCUAGCGCGCGACUUUGGUUACGUGUGUGAGACAGAGUUCCCGUCACGCCAGAUCGCAGAGUACCUGUGUCGGCAGCACACGAACCCCGCCGAACAAUACCAGCGGAGGGAGCUCCUCAAAGCCACCAAAGAGAUCACAAAGGAGCUGAUGGACCUGCUGAACCAGGACCGGUCGCCGCUGUGUAACACGCGGCCGCAGAUCAUCCUGGACCCGCAGAUCCAGCGGCACCUGACGCACUUCUCGCUGGUCACACACGGCUUCGGCAGUCCGGCCAUCGUGGCGGCGCUCACCGCCAUCCAGAACUACCUGAAUGAGUCUCUGAAGUACCUGGACAAGACGUUCCCGUCGGGUGCUCACAUCCACCUCGGUUCACCCGGGCUGGACGCCAAACACAAGGAGCUGGACAAAAAGUAGCGGCCUGCGCCCGUCUCUGCCGCGCGCAGAGCGCCAGUCUGACCUGACCUGAGCCGAGCCAGGAGGCCGCGCGUGCCGCCUGCCCCGUGUGCCAUCGGCGCCUGCCGCCGCCCGCCACUGUACAGUCUCAUCGCAGUAUGAUAUUAUGUCGACCGCGCCGCCGGGAUCCGCCCGGCCAGCUCGGCUAUUUUUGGUAGAUUGUUGUUUGUGCUGCGGCGACGGCUCACAGUAUUAUUGUUACAGUUAAACCCUGUUUGAGUGCUCACUAAUUCUGCUCAAUGACCCCGGCGUGCGCGCCGACGGCGUUGGGUGGUUAGUUUCGCCGGACGCCGCUGCGCGGCGCUGUGGUCGCCAGGCAUUGUGAGGGACAAAGUUUCCGAUUGUGUUUAGCUAGGCCGCGGCGAGCCGGUGUGACAAGCAGGGGUGUGGGGCGGUCGGGCCGCGCGGGGCUCGUUUCAGUCGAGUCCGUCCCGCAGAGCGGUGGCCGUCUCCUGUUGUGUUGCGUCGUCCGUAUCGAUGUGCCCGCGCCGCCCGGUGCCCUGCCAGUCGUUACUGCAUAAUACUCAGCGGGCGCAGGCCGGCGGCCGGGCCGGGCCAGCCCCGCCCGGCCCGCGCCGCGACAACGAAUCCGCGGGCAUCUGAACCGUGCCAGUGCCGCGACCCGCGGGCGGCGCCAAAUGGGUCGCCGGCCAUGUACAGCUAGUAGUGUAAAGCGCGCCGGGAUCGGGUGUGCUCGCGACGCCCCAUGAUGCGAGUGUGUGUCUGUAGAUCGCGUGUGUUUGCCAUGUUGUUACGGCGCCCGGGCUGCGGCCCGCUCGCCAAUCCAGGAAGUGCCUGCUAAAGGCGAUCGACGGAGGAGAGAAAGCAAUUGGGUUGCUACGCUUCCUGAUAUUUAUCACAUCGACUGACUGAUGGGACGCUGCAUUAGUGAGGACAUCAACGGUCGUUUAUUAUAAUAAAACCAUUCCAUUGAGAGAGGAGAGAGUGCGUGGAUGUGGUGCUGAGAGCGGCGAGUGUGUACGAGUUUGCUGUGGUGCGGAGUGCGAAGUGUGUGAGUGAGUUUGUGCCGCUACCGUUGUAUGUGUUGGGAUACCUUGUUCAACAGUGAAGUGCGUGUUCGAGGGCCGACGAAGCCUCAAGGCAAAUACAUCGACUGUGCUUUA